Rhododendron vialii is the source of this 1205-nucleotide messenger RNA. RefSeq lists its product as uncharacterized. Lineage: Eukaryota; Viridiplantae; Streptophyta; Magnoliopsida; Ericales; Ericaceae. The coding region runs from base 68 to 844 and encodes 258 amino acids. The record is from RefSeq and is a predicted model, not a curated record. The transcript is spliced from 2 exons.
AAAAAAAAUAUGAACCUAAAAAUACAGGGAGCUCAGCACGGAGGAUAAUUGAAAAGAGCUCGCCAGGAUGAGGAGUGCCACUGCUUCGGUCUCUGUUCUUACAUUCUCUCACCAAUCUCACCUGUGCCCCUUCACAAUCCCCAUUACCUCUCUCUCUCCUCCAAACCCUAAUCUCUUUCCUCACUUUCGCCGCCCCGUUAUACGGACCAGGUACCGUCGCCGGGACUCAAAUGCCGACGAUGAUAAAGAAUUUGGCCCGCAGAGGCGGUGGUGGUAUGAUUACUCGCCGCGGGACCAAGGACCUGGGAUUCUUGAGGAAUUCAUUGAUAGUAUUUGGAUUAUUAAGGUAUUCGGAUCUUAUUUCCCGUUGCUUCCAGCCUUCCUCGUAUCGAUGCUCCUAGCAACGGGUCCCACUGCUUUCCUCCUGUCAUUAGCACUUCUCAUUGUGCAGUCAGCAUUUACUUUCGCAUUCAAGAAGUUGUGGGGCGAGAUACAAAACAACCCCAAACGGAAAAACAAAUCCAAGAGAAAGGUACGUGUCAACACUGCUAGCAAAAUUGAAUUCGAGGAGGAAGAAAGCAAAUGGGCACAAAAGGGGAGAACGGGGUAUCGAUCAUGGGUUGGUAGAGAUGAUUUUCCAGUUAAUGAGGAGCACCAAAAUCCCUCCACUUUUGGGGGGUGGGACGAUUUGGAUAGAACAAAGGAGUUUGAUAUGAAAUAUUCAAGAAGGUCAGCGGUGAAGGGCAAGUUUAGUAGAAGAGAGAGAGAAAGGGAAAUGCCGUUAUUGUUGAGGUUGCUGGUUGCUGUUUUCCCGUUCUUGGGUUCGUGGACUAAGAUGCUAUAGUUUUGAGCGCGACUUGGCUCAAGUUCUUGCUUCCAUGAUUGCAGGUACUCAUGGUUUCUUGUUUGUUACUUCUCGUUUCAUUCUAUUCAGUCUAAUCGUGAACUUUUAGCGUCGGAAUCAAGAAAAAUCAAUAUUCUUCCACGAGAGCUGCUAUGUUUUUGUACCUUAAGCAUCACCUCAUUGUAUACUGCUUGAACAUAAAUCCUUCUUGUUUCAGAUAUGGUUUCUGAUGUACUUUUGAGGUAUCUGUAUAACGUAUAGGUGUUAUUUUUCAUACGCAGCCCUAUACUUGCGUGUAAAGCAGAACAGCGGCUAACGCAAAGUGCUUUUGUUUGAAUAUAUUUCGGAAUUUUCUUAUAAA